Messenger RNA from Funneliformis mosseae, 190 nucleotides. The record is from the annotation of a GenBank genome assembly. NCBI's taxonomy places the organism in Eukaryota, Fungi, Glomeromycota, Glomeromycetes, Glomerales, Glomeraceae.
CACUCUAGAGCAACAAUCAAGUAAAAGACAGAAUACUUUACAAAUUACUGAACCUGAAAGUAAUGUUUUCACUAACAACAACAAUAAAGAAACUUUAGUUAUUAUGAACGUUAACCCUUUUUCACUUAAUAAAGGAAAGGGCAAAGAAGUUUUGACAGGUGAAAUAACUCUAGUUAUCACUUCUAAUCAA